AUGGCGUCCCUCAACGUGGAAUCCCUGUUUACUAAUGCCCUCGUCGACGAAACCAUAGGUAUCAUAUUGGAGAAGGUAUAUAGGAACCCCGACAUGGAACCUUUGAACAUCCUGGAACAAUCCCUCAAGGCACUCCUGGACAUCUGUAUGAAGAGAGCCCCCUUCACACCCCAGAGACAGAUGUACCACCAGAAAGAUGGUGUGGCGAUGGGCUCCCCCUUGGCCGUCCUCUUGGCUAAUUUUUAUAUGGAUACUGUCGAAGAGAGAGUCUUUUUGCAGCACAGACGUCCACGGACGUAUGCCAGAUACAUCGACAAUAUAUUUAUUCAAACUGAAAACUCCGAAGAAGAGGCCGAAGCACUUCUCCAGCAGUUCCUGAACAACAGCAUACUUAACUCUACAAUUGAGUUCAGAAGAGACGACCGGCUACCCUUCCUAGAUGUUCUAAUCACAAAGAUGAUCACGAAGAUGACCACUACUGUAUGUACAAAAUUGACUAACCAGGGACUCUGCCUGAAUUUAGAGAGUGAGUGCCCUGCGAGGUUCAAAACCACCACCAUCAGGGCUUUCGUCAGGAGAGCCCUUAUGCACUGUUCAUCGUGGCAGGGCACACACACAGAAUUAGAUCGAGUACCACAAAUGCUAGUUAACAAUGGCUAUCCAAACAAAAUGAUUAGCAGGGAGAUAAAGAAAGACUUAAACGAAUGGUACAUGGCAGAUGAAGAGAAUAAGGAGAAUCCCCCUUCCAAGGAUAUACUCCUUUUCUACAAGUCCUUCAUGCACCAGAGAUAUAAGGAAGAGAAGUGCAUUAGACAGAUCGUGAAUGAGAACAUCACCCCUAUGGAGGAAGGGAAGAAGCUCUCGCUGGUAAUAUAUUAUAAGAACCACAGGACAAGAGACCUGGUAAUGAGGAAUAACCCUGCCCCUCCUGCUGGACACCCCCUGAAUCUAUAUUGGUAG
This is a messenger RNA of Macrobrachium nipponense, 960 nucleotides long. RefSeq lists its product as uncharacterized. The coding region runs from base 1 to 960 and encodes 319 amino acids. The transcript has a single exon. Lineage: Eukaryota; Metazoa; Arthropoda; Malacostraca; Decapoda; Palaemonidae. The record is from RefSeq and is a predicted model, not a curated record.